AUGAUGCGGCUCCAGGAGACCAUCCAGUCAGAGCUCGCGCGAGCGGAGCGUGACCACCGGGAGCGGGAGCCAAAGACGGUGAGGAUGGAACUUGCGGCCGCUGAAGCCAAAGUCCGAGUCCAGAAUUCGGACUCUGCCGCCACCACCGGCAGCAGCGGUGGGAUGUAUCCAUCUGUCCACAACCAUCUGGUGGAACGCGUUGGCACCAAUGCGCCGCUCGGCUCGCAUGGCUCGCUUCGGCCUCCCUCGCCGUCACCGCCGAGGAUGAGAGACAGAGGCGGGUUCCACGAGGAGCGGGACCACGUCAACCCGCGCAAGAGCGACAUGGUCAGCAUGCGCUCGUCCAUUGCGGAGAGCAUGAACAGCUGGGAUUCCAUCUACCAGCACAAGCAGUUUCGGGACUCCAGGCGGAAGGUCGUGGAGGCAGCACGGAAGUUGUCGGCCAUCCGUGGAAACUCCUUCGUGCUAGAUGGCGAGCUCGACUCGGAGGCCCCGGUGCCUUGGGCCCGGCGCAUCGUCCAGUCCUCUUGGUUUCGGGCAAGUGUUCCGGUCGUGAUCCUCACCAACCUGAUACUGCUCGGAGUGGAGGUGGAUGCCUCAGCUGACCUUCCUCCAAAUGAACAUCUGGAAGGGUUCUACACCGCGAACUUGAUCAUCGUGUCCGUCUUUUUCUUCGAAAUUCUGCUUAAGGUGAAGGCUUACGGCUGCAGUGAGAUGUUCUGUGGCCCCGACAAGUGGUGGAAUUGGUCGGAUUUGUUGAUUUUCUGCCUGUCCAUCUUCGAGAUCGUCGCAGAAGCUGUGGCAUCCGUGAUGUUUGCUUCGGAGAUGGAUCCCAGCCAACUCCGCAUGAUGCGAUUUCUUCGCUUCGUGCGGGCGCUACGCGGAGUUCGUGUCGUGCGGCUUCUUCAGUAUCUCAGCGCUCUCAGAACCAUCGUCUUCUCCAUCGUAAGCACGAUGAGCUCGGUUGGAUGGACCUCCUUGCUUCUGGUGGUCCUGUUCUAUCUGUUUGGGGUCUUGCUCACGCAGAUAUCCACGGACCACUGCAGAGAUCUGAAGUACACCACCGGUGAGUUCUGCGACGAUCAGUUGAGCCGAUUUUGGUCCAGUGUUCCACAGAGCAUGCUGACACUGUUCCUAUCCAUCACCAACGGCAUCAGCUGGGAUGAGGCUUUACAGCCUCUCCGACAAAUCUCCGACAUCGCCGUUGUCGGACUCCUCAUCUACAUCGUCAUUACGGUUCUAGCCGUGCUCAAUGUUGUAACUGGAGUUUUCUGCAAUAUGGCGAUAGAAAGUGCGAGAGCAGACAAGGACAUCGCGACCAUGCAGCAGAUGCAGAAGCACGAGGUGCCCAGCAGUCGCACAGUAGUAGGUCACUUUUGGUGUUGUCAUUUUUGUGAUUAUAACUUCUUGCUGCGUCAUUCGUUCUUAUUCCUAUCACUGCUGUUGGCUUGA
Symbiodinium sp. CCMP2592 is the source of this 1452-nucleotide messenger RNA. The record is from the annotation of a GenBank genome assembly. Lineage: Eukaryota; Dinophyceae; Suessiales; Symbiodiniaceae.